AUGUCGGCCACGGAGAAACACAGUAAAGAUAGUGCGGCAUUAUUUGUUCUGCUUGCUGUAAGCUUAGCCUUAAUAACAAUUCUCAGCGUGAGGAAGUUAAAGCAGUUCAAAUACAGACUCAUAAAUGAACCUGGAGGUGCAAUGUUUUAUGGUAUGCUUUUGGGUGUACUAGUGGAGUACUUGUGGUUUGGCGGAGAAGAGAACGAGAAGAGCAUGGGGAAUGUGUGUGCUUGUCGUGGAACAAACGGCACAUCUCAUGUCAUAAUGGUCAACUCCACGUCCCUCCAACAUGUUGGAAAAAUUAGCCAACGAUGUCCGAUGGCCUCAACUUUUCAAAUGGUGACCUUUGACCCAGACGUCCUUUUUGAUCUCUUCCUGCCAACUAUCAUCUUCUACGGAGCUUUUACCCUGAAUCAGAAACGACUGAUUCAGAAUUUGGGCUCUGUUCUCACAUAUGCAUUUUUGGGCACCCUAAUCAGCUGUAUCUGUAUAGGGGCCUGCAUCUACGGCUUCACCAGACUCAUGGUGCUGCUGGGACAAGCUGCAGGAGAAUUCUUCCUCACUGACUGCCUCCUGUUCGGUGCCAUUAUGUCAGCUACUGACCCAGUCUCAGUUCUUGGGCUUUUGUCACACCUCCGUGUGAAUUUUGAUCUGCACACCCUGCUGUUUGGGGAGAGUGUCCUUAAUGAUGCCGUGGCCAUCGUCUUGACACAUGCCAUCGCCACUUACGACCAGAUGGGAACAGGACACAUUUUUGACCCACCUGCUUUCCUCCGCUCUGUUGGUUUUUUUCUUGGCGUGCUCGUUGGUUCCUUCCUCCUCGGAUUCAUGUUCACUGUAAUAACAGCCCUCCUCACCAAAUUCACUCGACUGCAUGAAAGUCCUCUGCUGGAAACAUCGGUCUUCUUCCUGCUGUCCUGGAGCAGCUUCCUCUCAGCCGAAGCCUGCGGACUUUCAGGAAUUGUGGCAGUUCUGUUUUGUGGCUUGAGCCAGUCAAGGUACACAACUCGUAAUUUAUCACAAGAAGGCAGGACAAGGACCAAGCAGCUCUUUGAAGUCUUCAACUUCCUCGGGGAGAUUUUCAUCUUCAGCUACAUGGGUUAUAUAUGGUUUACGUUUCCUCAGCACGUCUUCAGAACUCUCUUCAUUUUGGGGGCAUUUUUAUCCAUCUUUAUUUCAAGAGCAUGCAACAUCUACCCUUUAUCUUUCCUGCUAAACCUCGGUCGUUCGAACAAGAUAUCCCCCGCCUUCCAACACUUCAUGCUGUUUUCAGGUUUGAGGGGGGUGGUUGCUUUCAGCCUGGCCAUUAGAGACACAUCAACAGUAGCAAAGCAAACCAUCCUCACCACCACACUGCUUCUGGUGGUCUUUACUGUCUGGGUGCUGGGUGCGGCUGCCGAUCCCCUGCUGCACUAUCUGGACCUCAGAGUGGAAGAAGAUGAGGCUGGUGAGGAUCCUCACGAUAAUUCCUCUGAGGUUUUUUCAGAGAGGCCAGAUGCAACAUGGAGCCUCUGGCACCGUCUGGACCAUCAAUAUCUGAAGCCCCUGCUGACGCACUGUGGCCCCCCGCUGACUGACUCUCUGCCACAGUGGUGCGGUGGAUUUGCUAAAGUCUUCAGCAGCCCCCGUCUGCAGGAGGAUGAGGAGCAGCUCUGUGAAGGUCAACUUGAUGAUUUCACCGUUGAUUUGGAGAAAACGGAGCAGGCGUCUACACGGAGCGACUCUGGAUCAGAGCACCAAGAGGACCUGCUGGAGGGGGAUUUGGGCAUUGGUACUUGUGCAUCAACAAGGCCUGAAUUUCCUGGGGUCUCUUCUAGCUCCGACUUAUCCUUCCCACCUCCCACUGCGCAUGGGGACUCUGUUCAAGGCAUUUGA
Molecule: messenger RNA, 1875 nt
Organism: Nematolebias whitei (Rio pearlfish)
Lineage: Eukaryota; Metazoa; Chordata; Actinopteri; Cyprinodontiformes; Rivulidae
Product: sodium/hydrogen exchanger 9-like
Exons: 16
Coding region: 1-1875 (624 amino acids)
Biological process (GO): regulation of pH; proton transmembrane transport; sodium ion transport
Cellular component (GO): recycling endosome; membrane
Molecular function (GO): sodium:proton antiporter activity
Source: RefSeq, a predicted model, not a curated record